AUGGCUGAGACCUGCGUGCGGUUGCUGGGGGGGCAGAGCUUUUAUUACAGCGAGGAGUUUGAUGCAUGCAAUACUCAGGGGCUGCGGUUCUGCUUCUUGCAGAAGAGUUAUGAGGUCGCUGUUACAGAGAGGCGGUACCACCAUGCAGCCAGGUUGUACCUACUGAAUCUCCUCGGUGCGACGUUGUUCGCCUGCAAGAGUGGAGGACACUACACCACGAUCCACUGGAUUGGCAUGCUGGAGCAUCUUGAUCGGGUACAUGAGUUUGCGUGGGGCGCCAUUGCGCUUGCCACUUUGUACGACCAGCUUGGUCGGUCCUCACGCAGCGCUACCAGACAGAUGAGCGGUUACACAUCCUUGUUGUUAGCAUGGGCCUACGAGCACUUCCCUGACGCCCUUGUACGCCGGUAUCAGAACCGGGAUUACGUGGAGACCGAGCCUAGAGCGUGCAGGUGGAUCGAGUCACGGACGGGACAUGCUAGGUUGCAGGAGAGGCGAGUCCUAUUUGAUGAGAUGACGUCAGCUGACGUCAUCUGGACUCCAUAUGAGGCGCACAGGUCUGUGCGACCGCAGGAUGCGAGGGCUUUGUUCUCGGGAUACAUCCGGACUCCCUACGAGCCGGCUGUGCGACCUCAUCUUCCGGAGCGGGUGUUGUGGCAGUUUGGAUCCGUGCAGACCGUCCCGAGGCACCCUUCUGUCGUGAUGGAGAGAUCUCCUAGUGCUGAGGAUGUUGAUGCAGCGUUCGCGGCCUAUGAGCAGUACCUAGUUCCUGAGGGCGUCCCUGCUACUGUAGGUGGACAGACAUCGUCAAAUUACAUGGACUGGUACAGCAUGGUUUCUCAUCGGUUCAUCAUCCCGGAUACGAAGAGGGCGGAACUCAGUGCCGUUGCUGCUCUGCGUAGGGGUGUGGACUUGCUUGAGCAGUCACUCGAGGUUGAUGAUGCUCCCUCAGUAGACUCAGUCUCCCGCACUUUAGUUGAUCGGGCACUCGAGGUCUUCCGAAACUUGGCCGGGACCCAAGGCGUUGCUUUUGCUGCUGAGAGACUAGGCGUCAGAGCCAGAGUUAGAGGCAGGGCAGGCGGUAGAGGAGGGGGAGGUCGUAGGGGUAGAGGAGGCCGUAGGGGUAGGGGAUAG
Lotus japonicus is the source of this 1134-nucleotide messenger RNA. RefSeq names its product protein MAINTENANCE OF MERISTEMS-like. Lineage: Eukaryota; Viridiplantae; Streptophyta; Magnoliopsida; Fabales; Fabaceae. The record is from RefSeq and is a predicted model, not a curated record. The transcript is spliced from 3 exons. The coding region runs from base 1 to 1134 and encodes 377 amino acids.